Dermochelys coriacea (leatherback sea turtle) is the source of this 862-nucleotide messenger RNA. RefSeq names its product mucin-1-like. The record is from RefSeq and is a predicted model, not a curated record. The coding region runs from base 1 to 720 and encodes 239 amino acids. NCBI's taxonomy places the organism in Eukaryota, Metazoa, Chordata, Testudines, Dermochelyidae. The transcript is spliced from 3 exons.
AUGACACCAGAGGAGAAAUACGAGGAUGAUGGACAGCUGUCCAUCAUCCCAGACUCGAGGGGUCCCCGGGUCACCGGCUGCCCCGCCCCAGAGGUGGCCGCAUCUCGGCGCCGGGCGAGGGGUCCCCGGGUCACCGGCUGCCCCGCCCCAGAGGUGGCUGCAUCUCGGCGCCGGGAGAGGGGUCCCCGUGUCACCGGCCGCCCCGCCCCAGAAGUGGCCGCAGCUCGGCGCCGGGAGAGGGGUCCCCGUGUCACCGGCCACCCCGCCCCAGAGGUGGCCGCAUCUCGGCGCCGGAAGAGGGGUCCCCGUGUCACCGGCCACCCCGCCCCAGAGGUGGCCGCAUCUCAGCGCCGGACGAGGGGUCCCCGUGUCACCAGCUGCCCCACCCCAGAGGUGGCUGCAUCUCGGCACCAGGCGAGGGGUCCCUGUGUGAUUAGCCGCCCCGCCCCAGAGGUGGGCGCAUCUCGGCGCCGGGCGAGGGGUCCCUGUGUCACCGGCCGCCCCGCCCCAGAGGUGGCCUCAUCUCGGCGCCGGGAGAGGGGUCCCCGUGUCACCCGCCGCCCCGCCCCAGAGGUGGGCGCAUCUCAGCGCCGGGCGAGGGGUCCCCAUGUCACCCACCGUCCCACCCCAGAGGUGGCCGCAUCUUGGCGCCGGGAGAGGGGUCCCUCUGUGAUUAGCCGCCCCGCCCCAGAGGUGGCUGCAUCUCUGCUGUUGGGGUAGCAUGAGAAUUACCAGGCGAUUUUAUUCCAUGCUCUGAUGUACCCCACAAGCCAUUGACACCCAGAAACAACCCAUUCCCUGCCCCCCUGAACCAGCCUGCUGAUGGGGUCACAGCAGCCCCUAGGCUCAGUUAGCAGUGGGG